AUGGGGAUUUCUUAUUCACUAAAAAUUAGCUACAUAAUUAAACUUUAUUUGUUAACUUUAUUAGUAAUAUUACUCAAUAACUUAGCUUUCGAUAAUAAUUAUAAGACAAAUGGAAAUAUUUCACCAAAUAGCUCCAGUUUUCUUGGCCUGGAAAACUACUCCCAAAAUAACUCAAUUCUUCCACAAAGCUUUUUAAAUCUAUCUCUUAGUAGCAAUACACCUGGAAAAAAAUCUAGAAAAAAAGGUUCCACAAAAUCAAAAUCUAAAAGUAGCAAUGGAGAUAGUAGCAAUCAGGCAGUUGAAAGUUUAGCUAAUAUGUUUGAACAAAUGACUAUUAGCAGUGGUGGUCUUUACAUUUUUGAAGUCGUGUGUUUAGAUUUGUUGACUUUGGCUGAAAGUUAUGGGCCACUUUUGGUUAGUUUAGCAGAGCUGCAUUCUUCAGUCGGAAACUUUAACCCACUUACUAGUUGUUUAGAACAGUUGGAUUUGAGGAGAGUGAACGCAGAAGUAGUACCACAAGCUCUACUUGAUGCUAUUGGUCAAGUCAGCAAGUUUUUAGAAUCUCAAAAAAGACUAGAGUCAAAAUUGGCAAAAAUGUUAGCAAAAUAUGUUUCUCUGGAAGAAUUGAUUCGUUCUCUUAUCGAAAAGUGCAUUCUGAGCACUUCUCAGACAUUAACAAUGGGUUCUUUGCGAUAUAAAUCUUUGUUUGGUUUAUCUGAAAAAGUUAACAAAAUGGAUAAUAAAGUUAAAUCAUUCAUUUUACAAUCUGGAGAAGCAUAUUCAAAGUUUUGCAACGAACAAUUCUUCAGUGAGAUGGAGGUAGCAAUUUCGGGUUCGCAAUAUAGUCAUACUGAAGAAUCUAUGGAUACAAAAUAG
Molecule: messenger RNA, 876 nt
Organism: Cryptosporidium ubiquitum
Lineage: Eukaryota; Apicomplexa; Conoidasida; Eucoccidiorida; Cryptosporidiidae
Exons: 1
Coding region: 1-876 (291 amino acids)
Source: RefSeq, a predicted model, not a curated record